Molecule: messenger RNA, 1311 nt
Organism: Cladophialophora carrionii CBS 160.54
Lineage: Eukaryota; Fungi; Ascomycota; Eurotiomycetes; Chaetothyriales; Herpotrichiellaceae
Exons: 7
Coding region: 1-1311 (436 amino acids)
Molecular function (GO): oxidoreductase activity, acting on paired donors, with incorporation or reduction of molecular oxygen; iron ion binding; heme binding
Source: RefSeq, a predicted model, not a curated record
AUGGCUGUGGACUCAACUCAAUUACCUUGUGCUUUGCACCGGAAAUUCAACUCACACUUCGUGAGACUCGGUCCUAAGGUUGUUUCCGUUUCCGAUCCUGCUCUGAUACCGACAAUCUAUGGCAUCAACACCAAGUUCAGAAAAACCGAAUUCUACUCUAUCAUCGACCUAUGGCAUAACGGCAAGUUCACGCACAGCCUCUUUGAGAGCCGUGAUGAAGACUAUCAUGCGCGUAUCAGAAGGCCCAUUGCCAGUGCUUACAGUAUGAGGACCGUGAUGGAGUUCGAACCAGCAGUAGACUCCACGGUGGAGCUGCUCAUAUCCAAGCUGGAUCAGUUCGCUGCAUCCAAAGUCUCGUUUCCCUUGGAGAAAUGGCUGCAAUACUGCACCUUCGACGUGUUAGGUGAGAUCCUGUUCAGCAGAAAACUAGGCUUUCUCGAGCCCGGGACCGACGUCGAGUCAGUGGUGUCGGGAAUCCGUUUCUUCACGAAGUUCUGGGAAGCGGCCGGCCAAAUUCCAUUCCUAGACCGAUUCCUCUUGCACAACCCUCUGAUGAAGAGAUAUGGACCCGAUGUACCGAUGCUGCGCUUCGCCGCUAACAGACUCAGAGAGAGGGCAUCGUGGAAAGCGAGUGGCCAUGCAACCAAGCGCGACUUCCUGCAGAGAUGUAUCGAAGCUCAAGCAAGAUACCCAGAUGUGGUCAGUGACAGAAUGGUGGUGCUCUACAACUUCAACAACAUUGGCGGAGGCUCGGAUACUACAGCCAUUACAUUUACAUCGCCUAUGUAUCAUCUCUUGAAGAAUCUAACAAGCUUGCAGAAGGUACUGGAAGAAGUGGACCGCGCCGACAAAGAAGGUUGUCUCAGCAAAACUGUUACCUGGCAAGAAGCCGGCAAGCUGCCCUACUUCCAAGCUUGCAUCAAGGAGGCAUUGCGAAUCCAUGCUCCCAUCGGAUUUAUUCUGGAGAGAUACGUGCCCAAGGGCGGCAUCUCCAUGGGGGCCCACUACUUUCCCGAAGGCACAAUCGUGGGGAUCAACCCCUGGCUCACGGCGUCAGUCCAUCUUCCUCAGACAAGCACGACACCACUGACGCACUGCCAUGCCACAUUCGAAACAAAGAAAUCUACGGAUCAGGUCCCGACAGGUUCAGGCCAGAGCGGUGGCUCGACGCUUCGAAAGACCAACUUACCGCGAUGGAGAGGGCGAAAUUUCGGCCACGGUGCUCGCGAAUGUAUCGGCAAGAACAUCGCCAUAUUGGAGAUGACCAAAUUGGUGCCCCAGUUGCUGCGCCAUUAUCAGAUAAGAAUAUAA